Molecule: messenger RNA, 834 nt
Organism: Henningerozyma blattae CBS 6284
Lineage: Eukaryota; Fungi; Ascomycota; Saccharomycetes; Saccharomycetales; Saccharomycetaceae
Gene: LCL3
Product: Lcl3p
Exons: 1
Coding region: 1-834 (277 amino acids)
Cellular component (GO): mitochondrion; cytoplasm
Source: RefSeq, a predicted model, not a curated record
AUGGGGGAUAAUACUAGCAAUACCUUAGUUUACUCUAGUAGCAUCAAUGCAUAUGGAACUAUAGUUUUAUCUCUAAUUUUAACAGGAUCAAUAUUUGGUACUUAUACUAUUUUUAAUAAAUAUUUAAAACAAUAUACAAAGGCAACUGAUAUCCCUUCUUCUGUUUUCAAGAGACAAUGGUUAUAUGGUAAAGUUACAUCUGUUGGAGAUGGCGAUAAUUUCCAUUUUUUCCAUUUACCAGGUGGUGUAUUAGGAGGCUGGGGUUGGUUAAGAUCAGUUCCUCAAUUAAUGAAAAAUGAACAAAACCUAACAAAUUCCUCUAAAACUACCACAAAAAAAAGUACUGACACAUUAACUAGCAAAUUUGCUUUUUGGAAUACAAAUAAAAAUAUUAAACAAAGAGGUAAAUAUUCAUCGAAACAUUUUCUUGGACUAGAGGUGCCAUAUAAGAAUAAAAGAGGACUCUCUACCAUAUCAGUCAGAAUAUGUGGUGUUGAUGCUCCAGAGAGAGCUCACUUUGGGAAUAAAACACAGCCAUUUGGAGAUGAAGCUUUAAUAUGGUUAAGUCAUACAAUUUUAAAUCGAUACGUCUAUAUCAAGCCACUUUCUGUUGAUCAAUAUAAUCGUUGUGUAUCCAAAGUUAUGUAUUUAACUUGGAGUGGUUGGAAGAACGUAAGUGUGGAAAUGGUGAAACAAGGAUUAGCCAUUGUAUAUGAAGGUAAACUCACAGCUGAAUUCGAUGGGGAAGAAGAUAUUUAUCGCUACCAUGAGGCAAUUGCAAAGGCCAAUAAAAGAGGCGUUUGGUCACUAAAAGAACUUCGAAACUCCCGGUGA